UCAACACGAGAAGGACAUGACUUCUCUUGAUUCAAAAUUUUCAUUAAAUUAAUAAAAUAGUUAAACAUUAUAUCAACAUAUAAAUACAUUCAAAAAUCACCUCAUUUAUUGUGGAUAAAUAAAAUAGUAAAUAGUUUAAUUAAAUGUGAUGUUGUUUAAAUAAGUUUUAAACCCGCUCGAAGAAAUAAAAUCUUCGCGCGGGUCUUCAAGAAUAAAAAACAAAAAUUCGUGUUAAAUUUUUUUUGAAAAUUUGUGGUUAAAUUAAUUUUAAAAAAAGCAAAUAAUCAUGGCAUUAUUAUCGAAUAAUCAUGGAAUGUAUCAAUCACAAUCGGUGGAUCAUCUUUCGUCGGUUUAUCCAACACCAUCAAGAUCAUAUGAUCCAGUCUAUCCGUCACCUUACAAUUCACCAGAUUACGAAAAUAAUAUACCGAGUAAUUAUCGUGAUGAACGUUAUAGAAGUGAAAUAAUUUCAACACCACAAAGAGACAUGGGAAGCAUUGAGUAUGAUAAAACACCCGAAGCAUAUGAAAAAGAACCGUAUGGUGUAUUGACACCAUUGACACCACAAAGAUUUACAUCACAUGGAUCAUUGGAGCCAACAGCAUCACCACAAUCAAUUAUGUAUGAAGAAAAUUCAAUGGAAUAUCAAACACCAGUGUACUGUUAUGAAACACCACCACAAGAAACAGGAUAUUCAAUUGAAGGUGAUAAAUGUCAACGUAUCGUUGAGGAUAAUAUGAAUUAUUGGGAACCAACAACAUCAACACAGACGCGACAAUCACCAACAUCAAGUCCACGACGUGGAAGACGAAAAUCAAAAGAUGUACCACCUUCACCAGGUAUUUUAAAAAAACGUAGAUUAGCAGCAAAUGCACGUGAAAGAAGACGAAUGAAUGGAUUGAAUGAUGCAUUUGAUAAAUUACGUGAAGUUGUACCAAGUCUUGGUGCUGAUCAUAAACUAAGUAAAUUUGAAACUUUACAAAUGGCACAAACUUAUAUUUCUGCUUUGUAUGAUCUUCUUGAACAACAUGAUAGUAAAAAUUAAUUUAGAAUUUUUUAUUUUUUUUUUUUUGCA
This is a messenger RNA of Aphidius gifuensis, 1075 nucleotides long. Its product is annotated as neurogenic differentiation factor 4-like. Lineage: Eukaryota; Metazoa; Arthropoda; Insecta; Hymenoptera; Braconidae. The transcript has 3 exons. Gene Ontology annotation, molecular function: protein dimerization activity. The coding region runs from base 287 to 1045 and encodes 252 amino acids. The record is from RefSeq and is a predicted model, not a curated record.